Messenger RNA from Theileria equi strain WA, 1824 nucleotides. RefSeq lists its product as hypothetical. The transcript has 2 exons. Lineage: Eukaryota; Apicomplexa; Aconoidasida; Piroplasmida; Theileriidae. Gene Ontology annotation, molecular function: thiosulfate-cyanide sulfurtransferase activity; URM1 activating enzyme activity; nucleotidyltransferase activity. Gene Ontology annotation, cellular component: cytoplasm. The coding region runs from base 193 to 1824 and encodes 543 amino acids. The record is from RefSeq and is a predicted model, not a curated record.
ACUGUCUAAUAUACGUUGAAUGGUUUGUUUAUGGUUUAACAUAUGUUUGUUCUUGCCGAGAGUCUGGCCGUAUGUCUUCCAAGCUCCUAGGCAGCUUUCUGAUUUAUAAUUUAUACAUUUUGCCAAGAAUCAGGGCAAUAUCAUGUAAAACAUAUUAGAAAUUUUGUUAUUAAUGUAGUUGAUACCAUAAAAAUGCGAAGUUUGCACAAGGGACGUGUUAUGUCCGCCUUUAUAGAUGAAACACUGAAAUCUCACGGCUGUUUGACCAAAAACAUAAAAAUUGAUGAUUCAAUUCCCCUUGAGGAGUACUUAAAGAGGAGAAGACCAUGGAAUCCUGCAGGAAGGUUGAGAAAUGUCCCAGAACCCCCCUGCAAUGGGUCCUCUUUUCCCUUUUGCUCAUCGAUGGACGUUAAAACGGCAAAUAGAUAUGCUCCACAGUAUUUGGCGCUCCAUGAAUGUACAAAGUUCUCCAAUAGCGGUGCUAUUUACGAAUCUAUCGCGAAUUGUGCCAUCCUUGUUAUAGGAGCUGGUGGAUUAGGCUCACCGGUUCUAAUGUAUCUCGCAUCUGCCGGAGUUGGUAUAAUCGGCAUAAUGGAUGGUGACGUUGUAGAGAUAUCAAACUUGCACAGGCAAAUAAUUCACGAUGAGUGCAAUGUUGGCAUGAAUAAAGCUUGCUCAGCUCGUGAGAGACUCCUGAAAAUGAAUAGCUCUGGUCGCUAUAUUUCUUAUGAAUUUUACUUGGGUGAAAGGGAAGCCAAAGAGAUUAUACCACUUUAUGAUAUCAUAGUGGAUGCAUCGGAUAAUCCUCAGACAAAGUAUCUUAUAAACGACGCCUGUGUUUUGUAUGACAAGUCAUGUAUAAUAGCAAGUUGUAUAAGGGCUCAAGGUCAGCUCAUGGUAUAUAAUCGUAUCAAAUAUCCAACGUCUCAUGAAAAAGGGGUUGACAAAAUGAUGGAUGCUCCAAAAAACGAGGAGAAAACACCAUGUUUUCGCUGUAUUUGUCCAUUUGAAGGAAAUCCUCUGCUUACUCUCGUUAAAAAUGCUUGCAGUGCUGCUGGUGUAAUAGGUUCAAUUCCGGGAGUGUUGGGAACGCUUCAGGCUACCGAAGCACUAAAACUUGCAGCUGGAAUCACAGAUGCUAGCCUGCUAGGCGGACGUUUGUUAACUUAUGAUUCAGCAAACAUUCUAAAUCCAUUUCGUUGCGUGAAGCUUGCAAGGAAUCCUUCAUGUGUCGUAUGUGGAGAUUCGGCGCCACCAAUUCAACUCAAGAUGUACGAAUCACAAGAAAGCACAAGCAACCUAGACCGUGACUAUUUGGCUGUGAGUCCUGAGGAAUUCUGGGACUUGUACAUGGACGAAAUUGAAAAUGGAUGCCCUGUGCAUACAAGAGUACUGAUUAAAUCAGACAUUAUGGAAAAGGUACCAAAUGGACGGGAAUACGAUAUUCUUCUCCUGGAUGUUCGCCCUAGUGCCCACUUUACAAUUUGUCACUUACCGGGCGCUAUAUCUUGGCCUCUGCAGGAUAUUUUGAACUAUACGCACUCCCUGGAGCCUAGCCCUUAUGUAAAGAAUAAAUCUUCAUGCGACAAAGGACCAGAAUAUACCACCCAAAACAGUGUAGAAUUCUUAAAAACUCUGCUAAAGACCAACCCUGACAGGAACAUUAUCAUACUUGUAAUCUGCCGCAGAGGUAAUGCUUCAAGAGUGGCUGCAGAAGAACUUCGGAGGGUUUUUGGUCCAAACGAAAGCAUCCAUUGUUACUCCGUAGCAGGGGGGCACCACUACUUAAAUACCCAUUUUAAGCUCCAGAUCCCGGCCACCUAA